AUAUGAUGUAGAAACUUCUGCAAAGGCUGAUGAAAUUGAGAUGAUCAUGACGGAUCUCGAAAGGGCAAAUCAGAGGGCAGAGGUGGCUCAGAGAGAGGCAGAAACCUUAAGGGAGCAGCUCUCAUCAGCUAACAAAUCUCUCCAACUUGCUACACAGAUCCAGAAGGCACCUGAUGUGGAGCAGGCCAUAGAGGUGCUGACGCGAUCUAGCUUGGAGGUGGAACUGGCUGCAAAAGAACGUGAAAUUGCCCAGCUCGUAGAAGAUGUCCAGAGACUCCAAGGCAGCCUCACUAAACUUCGUGAGAACUCCACCAGCCAGAUAUCACAGCUGGAGCAGCAGCUGACUGCCAAGAACAGCACACUUAAACAACUGGAAGAAAAACUGAAAACACAGGCUGACUAUGAAGAGGUUAAGAAAGAAUUAAAUAUACUGAAGUCCAUGGAAUUUGCACCCUCUGAGAGCUCUGGUGCACAGGAUGCAUCCAAACCACUGGAGGUGUUGCUGCUGGAGAAAACUCGCUCGUUGCAGUCUGAGAAUGCCACACUGCGUAUCACUAAUAGUGACCUGAGCGGGUCAGCCAGGAGAAAAGGGAAAGACCAGCCUGAGAGUCAGCGUCCAGCAACCUUGCCGGCCUCCCCUUCUUCUCAGUUGCUCCGCAACACAGGGGAGCAGGCUUCCAAUACUAAUGGUACACACCAGUUCUCACCAACGGGUUUAAGUCAAGACUUUUUCAGCUCAUCCUUGGCAAGCCCCAGCUUACCCCUGGCCUCCACAGGAAAAUUUGCACUAAACUCUCUCCUCCAGCGACAGCUAAUGCAGUCCUUCUACUCCAAGGCAAUGCAGGAAGCAGGAAGCACAAGCAUGAUUUUUUCAACAGGUCCUUACAGCACAAACUCCAUAUCUUCCCAAAGUCCAUUACAACAAAGUCCGGAUGUUAAUGGUAUGGCCCCAUCUCCCAGCCAAUCAGAAAGUGCUGGGAGCAUCUCUGAAGGCGAGGAGAUAGACACAGCAGAAAUUGCACGUCAGGUGAAAGAGCAAUUGAUCAAGCACAAUAUUGGACAGCGGAUAUUUGGACAUUAUGUCUUGGGACUGUCACAAGGGUCUGUGAGCGAGAUACUAGCCCGGCCAAAGCCAUGGAAUAAACUGACUGUGAGAGGCAAGGAGCCAUUUCACAAGAUGAAGCAGUUCCUCUCAGAUGAGCAGAACAUCCUGGCCCUACGCAGCAUCCAGGGUAGACAAAGAGAGAAUCCAGGCCAGAACCUGAACAGACUAUUUCAGGAAGUACCGAAACGAAGAAAUGGGUCUGAAGGUAACAUCACCACAAGAAUUCGAACCACAGAGACUGGCUCUGAUGAAGCCAUCAAAUCCAUUCUAGAACAAGCCAAAAGGGAGCUGCAAGUACAGAAAACAGCUGAGCCGGCUCAGCCACCUUCUGCAUCUAGCAGUGGCAAUUCUGAUGAGGCCAUUCGAUCCAUUCUGCAACAAGCCCGACGUGAAAUGGAAGCACAGCAGGCUGCCCUUGAACCUGCCUUAAAAACAACACCUUUGUCUCAAGCAGACAUUUCCGUCUUGUCCCCAAAACUGAUAUCUACACCUGCAAUGUCUUCAGUUUCCAGUUAUUCUCCAUUGGCCUUGUCACUGAAGAAACAUUCAACUGUCAUGGAUUCUAAUAUAUCUGCAUUGCAGAACCUCUCUGGGCUAAAAAAGGAGCACCAGGAAACACCAGUUUUAGAGCUUCAUGGAAUAACUGAUUCUGCACAGGGUGCGCUGAGGCAUGUUAAAAAUGAAUUGGGACGUGGUGUUUGGAAGGACCAUUGGUGGAACACUGUUCAGCAUGACAGAAGAAAUACCACUCUUUCUGAAGAUACGAAGGUUGAGGAAGUCAGCAGUGGAAAAGAAAAGGUCAGCAGCCAGACAAGGUCAGAUCGUAGCCAACUCCAAGGACCAUCCUCUUCAGAAUACUGGAAGGAGUGGCCAAAUGCUGAAUCUCCAUAUUCCCAGAGCUCUGAAUUGAGCAUGACUGGGGCAAGCCGCAGUGAGACACCACAAAACAGCCCCCUUCCUUCCUCUCCUAUUGUACCUAUAUCAAAGCCAUCCAAACCCUCAGUUCCUCCAUUGACACCUGAGCAGUAUGAGAUUUACAUGUACCAGGAAGUGGAUACAAUAGAGCUAACUCGUCAGGUCAAAGAAAAGCUAGCAAAGAAUGGCAUCUGCCAAAGGAUCUUUGGGGAAAAGGUGUUGGGCCUAUCCCAAGGGAGUGUCAGUGACAUGCUCUCCAGGCCAAAGCCAUGGAGUAAAUUGACACAAAAAGGCCGAGAACCAUUUAUUCGUAUGCAGCUCUGGUUGAAUGGUGAGCUGGGACAGUGUGUCCUACCUGCACAAGGACAGCAACAAGGGCAAGUCCUCCACUCAGUGACAUCACUGCAGGAUUCCCUACAGCAGGGAUGUGCAAGCUCAGAAAGCACUCCAAAGACCUCGGCCAGUUGCAGUCCUGCUCCUGAGUCUCCUAUGAGUUCCAGUGAAUCAGUGAAGAGUCUGACUGAAUUGGUACAGCAACCCUGUCCUGCUAUAGAGACAAGUAAAGAUGGCAAACCACAAGAAUCAAGUGAGCCACCUGUUUCUGAAUCCCAGUCAACAACACCUUUGCCUCUCUCAGGCCAUUCAGCACUUAGCAUUCAAGAACUCGUUGCUGUCUCUCCUGAAUUGGACACAUAUGGCAUUACGAAGAGGGUUAAAGAGGUGUUAACAGACAACAACCUUGUGUGGCUGACAAGCCUAAAAAGCAGCAGAAGAGCCAGGAAAUGUGCCCCAAACUCUGCAUUAGGUCAGCGUUUGUUUGGGGAGACAAUCCUAGGGCUAACGCAAGGCUCAGUCUCAGACCUCCUGGCUCGCCCAAAGCCCUGGCACAAAUUGAGUUUGAAGGGGCGGGAGCCCUUUGUCCGCAUGCAGCUGUGGCUAAAUGAUCCCAACAACGUGGAGAAAUUGAUGGAUAUGAAGCGAAUGGAGAAAAAAGCCUACAUGAAACGACGGCACAGCUCAGUUAGUGACAGUCAACCUUGUGAGCCCUCUUCAGUUGGAAUAGACUAUAGCCAGGGAGCCAGCCCACAGCCACAGCAUCAGCUAAAGAAACCACGAGUAGUGUUGGCACCAGAAGAGAAAGAGGCUCUAAAACGAGCAUAUCAGCAAAAGCCAUACCCCUCGCCAAAAACCAUUGAGGAACUCGCUACACAGCUCAACUUGAAAACCAGCACAGUGAUCAAUUGGUUCCACAAUUACAGAUCUCGCAUCCGUCGAGAGCUGUUCAUUGAAGAAAUCCAAGCAGGAAGCCAGAGCCAGGCUGGAUCAAGUGACUCUCCUUCAGCCAGAAGCAGCAGGGCAGUUCACAGCUCUGAGGGAGACAGUUGUGAUGGUGUGGACACAGAAGGCCCACCUGAAGGAAAACAAAGUGGUCUGGAGGCGGACGAAUACAGCAAUGCAACCACAAAGUCUCAGGGAGGGCAAGCAGAGUCAGCUUUUGAAGCGGGGGAAGAGGUACCACAAGAUGCCAGAUCAUCAGAGAAAACAGAGUCAUUCCAUUUGGGAAUGGAGAGCCUGGAGGAUACUGAUGAUGAGGGUAGGCUCAAAGCACCACGUCAGAGUUCUCCACCAGGGUCUCAAAGUUCAGGAGAAACUCUGGAGACAAUGCCAAACUCUGCUACAGAAGAGGAUGCCUCUACCUCAGCUGCCUCCACCUCAGUCCUUACAGGGGAGAGCUCCUUCAAGUCAAAAGAAAGUUCAGAGAAAAUGUUGAGUGUGCCAAGUACAAGUUCCACAUUGGCUGCAGGUUCACAGAAAGCCAACUCUAUUCAGAGUUUAUUCAGCUUUUCCGAGGCAGCAAGCUCCAAGAACACGCGGGACAACACCUUGAGGAAAAAGAAAGCAGCAAACUUGAACAACAUAAUACACCGUUUAGAGAAGGCCGCUAGUCGAGAAGAGCCCGUUGAAUGGGAGUUUUGAGAUUAAACUCACCCAACUCUAGAGAGCUGGGAAAGUUAAACUGGACUUCUACUGGUUUUAUUGUGUUGCGCACUUACCGCCCUGCAGGCCACAGGGCAAAAACGCCAUAGGCCAAGGUGCAUAUAGAAAACAAAAGGAGCGUUAAGCCCAAUUUAUGUUUGUGUUUUCAAGGAAGAAAACUGAAAUGUGUGGUCAAGCUUUUUUGUACCCUGAAGUGUUUUUAUUAAUGCCCUAAGUGAUUUCCACAAUUUCUGGAAUAACUCAUACAGCUUUGCCUUGUGCCCUCCUCUUUGGUGUGGGCUUUAAAAAAACAAAAACACAAAAAAAAAUCAAACCCACAUAUUUAAAGGGGGCUUUUUAUCUGCCAUCUAAUGGCUACGGAGCGAUAAUACACUAUUAUCUUCUUAAACCAGGAAAAAAGGGGAGAUUUUUCAAAAAGGAAAAAUAAAGUUUUUUGUAGCUGUUCAGUUGCCACUAAGAGAUUGCACAGUCAACCGACUCUAAACACACUAGUUUGGAUUCCUAAAUAUUUUCAAGAAAAGAAAAGAAUUGUGUUGUUUGAAACUUUGAAUUAAAAAAAAACACGUACUCAACAUAUUUUUUAACAAAACAAAAAAAGUCACAUCAGGAAAAUAUCUUAAUUUGUGGUAGCUGACUUAGUGUUUUCUUGUAAGUGAAAUAGAAUAUUGACAUGUAGUGCACAUUGUUUCAUAGCUUUAACUGAUUCUGGUCUUUUGCAGACCAGAAUUUGUUUAAUACACUCCAUUUUAGGCCAAAUCAGGACAAAAAAAAUCUGAAUCUAGGUAUUUUAUAAUCUGCUUUUUAACCUCUAACCACAGAGCACGCUGAUCAGACCUCAUAUCCAGGAGGUUUAAGAGAGAACUUAGAAUAGCAUGUACUUGAUCAUUUCAUUGACUUGUAGUAUAUCUAGUACCUUUUUGUUUAAGAAAGAGAAAUGAAAAAAGUUGGCCAGUAACAUUUCAGCCUGCAGCUCUGGGGACAUAUUUUACAGCCUGAAGCAUUCAGCUAACUUGAAAUCAGUUAGUUUCAUUUACAUGUGUAACUGAUAACACACACCACUAAGAAGGAAUUGGGGCCUGCCUCAGAUGAAGAGAUUUCAUCCUACAAUAGGUAGCCCUUCACUGACUCUCUUCCCACCAUAAGCACUGAUUUAAAUGUUUUAGUUUGUGGGAAGUUUAUUUUUUGUAGAAAAAGAAUACAUUGCAGGUAUCAGAUGGGCUGUGACCAAGAUGUAAAUAGCCCAAACUCCAAACCAAAAUACUCGUGCUUUGGAAUCCCAGUCCAGACUAUUCCACCCUUUGGAAAUUUAGCCUCUUCAGAUUAUUUUAUGCACAGCAUAAAACUGAUCAAAGUACAAAUCAAAUUCUGACUUGUCUCUAACUCCUCCUGUUGUCUAUAUGUAUAUGCGUGAGCAUAGAGGUGUGUGGAAGGAUGUGUGUGUGUGAGUGUGUGCGUGCAAUUUUAUACGUCUGUGUAUUUUCUUAUGUACUUGUGCACACAUAGAGUGCAUUACUGCCACCUUUUUUCAAUAAGCUGUUUUAUCAGUUAUGGCUUCUACAAGUUUGCUAAUUUAGACUCCUUUAUUGCCAUAUCUUUAAAACUAACAAUAGAUGAUUUCGGUAUAUAUAUAUAUAUUUUUUUUUGCUUAUUUAUAGGUGCUGUAUUUUAUUAUCUGAUUGUUAGGAAGGGAUGAAAGGGGGCAAAUAUUCUUUAGAGGGAUAGACUGCCGGCAGUAUUGGGUAUAAUUUACAAGAUGUAGUUGUCAUACUGUAUAUUAUUGAUUGAAGACUUUUUGACCGUAUUGUGUAUCAUUGAAACCUUUGUCUUAGGUCAGCAUCUUUUGAUGACACUUUAAUGGUGCAUUCAUUACUUCUUAAGUUUAAUUAAUAUUACUUUUUUGAUUUUGGGAGGGUGGGGAAAGGAGUUCCAAUUUUAAAGGUAUGCUCCCAAUAUUACACCUCAGUGUGCUUGUAUUAAUUAACUAGUAGGACUUUGACUGUACGAUGUGAACCCACAUUUCUUGCAUGAUGUUUUAGAAGUGAUGUAUUUCAUUUACAGUCUCAAUGUGCAACAGCAGCACUUAGUUCAGGUUUUCACAAAUUAAGCGUCACUACACUAUUAGCCUUUUCAUGAAUACGAAAAGAAGGCUCUAGGAGGCUGAAAGGCAGAGAUUUAUUUACCUGUUUUUACUGUCACAGUCGUUUCAAAUUACCUGCUUGGAUAACCAGAGACUUAGCUUGUGGUGCAUGAUUCAAAUUUGAUAAACAGAGACCACAACUAGCCCUUUCUGUGGUGAGCUGAAGAGAAAAUUAGGAACAUGUGAUUGCACUAUCUAGAAUCACUGUGACUUCUACUUAAAGAGACAUAACGUUUGGCUGAGAAAACUUACAGCGAAGGACAUGGUAAAUCAAAACAUUACCAUUCGAAAUCUUCUUUUCACCGCAGUGUCUCCUUAAAAGCAAAUGUUUUGAUUUGGUUUAUAAAACUCAUCUCCAUUUAUGAAUGUGUGUCCCAUUCAAAUAUAUGUAUUUGUACAUGGGUAACAAUGAAAUAUAAACAUCUUCAGUUCACCCAAGAGACAGAACUUAUAAUUAGACAAAUCCAGAUAUUGUCUUACAUUCUAACUUAAUCAGUUUUCUUUGUUUACAUUAGAACAAUAUAUUUGCCAUGCGUUGCCACCCUCUGUUUCUAUCAGGUUGAUAUCUGGGUGCUUGAUGCAGUCAAGUGGUUAAAUUUUGCUUCCUUGUAGGUUAUGGGUUUUUUUUUGUUUUGUUUGUUUUUUUUCCUAUUUAUUAUUUUGCUUAAUUAAGGUCCCCAGACCUGUUUUUGAAUAAGCGUGUCUGUUUAUUGCAUUCAAUAAUGCUUACUGAGAGCUGUCACUGAAAGCAAAAUUGUAUUAAUAGGAUGAACUCAAAUGCAGCAGUAAGGGUUAAUCUCUCUUCUUGAUAAGCAAUACUUAAGUGCCUUCAAAAGUAUCCUUUUUGUUCUUUCGUUUUGUAGUUUUCAGGUUUCUGCUACUUACAUUAGAGGAGCCAAACACUCAAAAGUGUCUGCUUAUUUUUGUUAAUGCUAUGUCAAUUUUCUAAAAGCAUAUUUGUAGCUCUCCUGUAAAGGAUGUUUCCUUUAUAACACUAACAGUGAACUAUAAACUCCAUUAUACCACUUACAAUGCAUAGAAUUUUGUUGAAUGAAGACAGCACUCGUAAUUCAUAAAUCACCCCAUUCUGCCAAGGGCUGUCAUCAGUAUUUAUUAUAAAAUUAGUCAGAUAAAAUGCUCUUGGUAUUCCCUAUAUUUUGGCACUUUAUUAAUGCUUUAGUUCCUUUUGUCAUUUCAUGCAUAAUAUCAUAGGUAGAAAGUACGUAAAACUAUUAGAAUGCCAUUGGGAUGACUCCAAGCUUCCAGUUAGGAAUCACGUUACAGUUCUUUGACAGAUACCUUAUCUUACUCUCCUGUUUGGAGAUUUUUUCCUUACUAGUUUUCCAAAUUGGCAAGACCUCCCUGGUUGAAAAAGGGUUAAAUUGCAUCUGUGGUGAAUGAUUUUUAGCUAUAUUUCUUCAUGGUAAUGAAGUAUGUUGUUUAAAAUUAAUGUUGCUGGGGAAAUUAGUAUUACACUCCUAGUCUUCAUUACCUGAUAAAGAGCUACUGGAGAAGUAAUGUAAAAAGAGUUGGACUCUUCAGUGCUUUCCAGUCGUUGAUUAGUUGAGAGUAACAAAGGUGAAAGGGUGUAUAAGGUGCCACAUGUUCAACAUGUGGGGCUGUUCUCUAUGCACAGUUAUAUUAUAGAAUUAAGACGACUGAAAAUGGAGCACUUGCUGAAGGCAUGCUGUUCAGUACUUUUCCAGAUAGAUAAAAGCACAUAUAGGUCUCUAGCAUUACAGGUUUUCUGUAGACUGUUUCCAUUUUUAUGUUCUUUAAAAGCCUUUUUUAAAAACCCUUGUUUCUGUUUAUAGUUCAGACUUUGUCUAAAGCAAUGGAGGGAUAGGCCCCAGGCUGUUUUAACAAAUAUUUUUAUACUGAAGGUAAAAUUCUGUCAUUUUUAUCUCUGGACGGGUAGUGCAAAAAGGAGAGAACAAUAUUGAGAUUUAACGAAGUGUGAUGGUCUCUUUUAUUAUUGUGUUUAUGGAGAGCGGAUGAAGUAUGCCUGUUGAUUAUAAUUGUUCCAUUUUUAUAAAUACAAUUUUCUUUAUCUGUGGAAUCACAAGAUUUUUCUUACUGAUAACAGAAGAAAAAGGGUUUUGUUAAAGUAGCUAUUGAAUGCCAUAGAACUUGAUCAUUGUAGUUUAGCUUGCACUCCUGCAAAAUUUAUAAAUAGACUUUAUGGGUAGAGUCACUCCUUAAGGAGCCUUGCAUUGGUAUGCUCUAUCCAUAUCAUCUGUCCACGAGCUGUUUCACAAUAAGGUCUUUACUAGAAUAAGAUGUCUCAAAGUAAAAAUCGCAUGCCUUUCCCAUUAGGUAAGAGGUUUUUGUAUUCAUUUUUAACAUAACCUUCAUGUGGGGAGGCUACAGUGAAGGGGUUAAUGAACACUACAGAAUUCUAUGCAAUAUUCUCUAGUCAUUAUUUUAAAAUAUUACCAUUUUGCAAUCUUUUAGAAGUGAAAACAGCGAUCUAGAGAGAAAGUGUGUCAUCUCAGUGUUCGCGCAAAGUGAAAUUAUAAUGCUGAUUAAUUUAAAUAAAUUAGAAUUAGGGGAAAAUCUUGACAGAAUAAUGUGAUAAAUAUAAUAAAAAAGAUUGCAGUCCCCACUAGCAAUGCUGCAGCCCAGGGUCUGUCAGAGUUUCCAUCUUAAAAUCCCUAAUUUCAAGGGUUUUAGAACUCUGCUGUAAAACGAAAAAAAUUGCUCUUGGCAGGAACUUGGUAGUUUAGAAAUGGAAAAACAUUUUGACCAUAUUUAAAUUAUAAAAAUACCAAAAAAGUAAUUGGUUUCAGAUGCAUUUUUGCACUUAAAUCCAAAACAACUUCCUUAUUUAAACUGAAAUGUCAUUAGUAAUAUGGACUAAUGCCUUUAGCAGGGUUGCUAAGAAAUCAGCAGUGUUAUGUAGCAAAGUGAUUCAUUGUAAAUGCAAUAAAUAAAUAUAUUCAUAAAGAUUUUUGACAUGCAGAUGGAGGAUCUGUUUUGUUUCUUCGCUUUCCUUUCAAGCAAGUGAAUUCUUUAAAUCAUCUCUCUUGCUUAUAUUACAGCCCAUGUAUACUGGGUCUUAAAAUCACUCCCUAUACUUGAGUUCCAUAGGUUCUAAUUGUGAGGAUUUCCUGGAGAUCGUAAGAAAGAUAGAGAGAGAGGAAGAAAAGCUGUCAUUUGGUCUUAGGCCUGAUCUUAUGUCCACUGAAAUCAAUGGAAUGUCUUUCCUUUGACUUCAGUGAGUUCAGCCCCUACCAAGACAUGCUGCUUAUAUCUGAUCUUCCACAGUUAAACUUAUACAGACAUAACAAGUGUAAAACGCAGCAUUUAGUUUAAUUUACUAUUAUUCUAGGCCUUCCAGUCUCCAUGGCAUAUUCUGUGGUCCCUCUGGCCAAGCACUAACAUGUCUUCCUCCAUAUCAUACAUACAAUCAAACAGUUUUAAAUUAAAGAGCCUGUAAAAAUUCUGUAUAAUACAAGAUGUUCAAAAAGUACCAAGCAACUUAAAAUAUAACUCCAGAUUACUUUAAAUAAUGAAAAUAAACAUUCGCGUGGGACAGCUGGGUUCCAUUCUUGGCUCUGUCAUUGGGGUGAGCAUGGCCAAGUCACUGCCUCUCUUUGCCUCAGUUUCCCCAUCAGUAAAAUGGGGGUAGUGAUACUGACCUCUUUUGUUAAGUGCUUUGAGAUCUAUGGAUGAAAAGCGCUAUAUGAGAGUUUGGUAUGUAUUAUUCAUCAAAAAUCAUUUUAUUUUCUUUCCCUAUUCAUUUUUGUGACUUUAAUAUAGUAGAUAUUGAAUAAACAAUGUAUUAAAUAUAUGUAACAAUAGAUUUUUAAGAAAAUAUAAGUCCAUUGUUACCAUAUAUAUCCAGAUACUAUUAUGGCCUUUAUCACCCCAGUAUCUGAACUGCUAAAUUUUGUGUGUAAUGCAAUACGCCAUAUCCUAUUAAUGUACAGUGAUUAAAAGACCCUUCUUUGGGGAGGGUCAGCUAUAGGCUCCUGCAGUCCUUAAAAACUCAGUUAAGCCCUGAAAAUAUAUCUGAAGUGGUGCUUUGGUUUUGUGAUGGUCCUCAGGUAUGAAUUUCAUCCUGAUAGAGCUGUUCUUUAGCAUAGUGAUAUGAAUUUUUUGGUCUCAAGUGACAUGAAUUUUUUGGUCUCAAGUCAGUUCCUCAUAGAGAAGUGUUCACAUCACAAAAAUUAACCACACAAUUUUUUACUAAUUGGUACCCUUAUGAGCAUCCUCUGUAAAGGCCAGGAAUUGAUUGGCUGUGGAGACUAAACACCCUCCUCACCCCUUCUAUGUCAGGCCAAAGGCACGCUGACAGAGAGGGGGAAGCGUGCACUGCUGUACCUGUUGUGUGGAUAAAAAAUGGACUUGAGUCACCAGGGUUGUCAAUUCAUCACAAUUCAUGAGCAUGUUCAGGCACAAAAAUGUGUAGAAGGAAGAAUAUCUACUUAAAAAUUAUACUGGGAUUAUUUAAUCUUUUAUUUUUGGAUAGAUGUAUGCCAGAGGACAAGUUUUGCCAUCAUACAAGCAUGCAACUCCCAUUGACUUCAGUGGAAAUCAUGCGUGUCCAAGAGCACAAUCUAGAGCUCUUUCUAGAUUCUUUCUAUUACUAAAUCUGACGACUUUGCUGUAUCACUUCAGUUUCUCUAUUAAACUGAAAUAGUCAAGUGAGCCCUGACCAUAUAAGAGUUAAAUGACAAAUGGUCAUAUUAGGAAACUAUCAUAAAUACUAACUGCUGCCCCACUUCCCCCAAUCCAUCCAUUAAAGGCAUAUCUAUGGCUGUUCAUUUUGUUUUUGGAGAUAUUUGUACUACUAAGUAAAGUACUCACUCAAAGGUCCAUGGAAAGUGGAGAAGAAUCCCAGGAAUUUCCUGAAGUAGUGGUGACAGGAGUUCUUUGCAUAGUUACUGUGUAAUUUUGUGGUAAUGUUUGUAACAGCACAAUCUUUCUAUUGGUAACAAUAAUAAUGUGUUAAUUGUGUUAUCACCUUCUAGCUGUGCGGGUCAAUAAUAUGCAUUUUUUAAAGGUUUUAAACACGUAUACUUACACUAUUCCUGUUUGGAAAAGUUCCUAAAUAUGUAGUAUAUUUACAAUAUAGGCCUUAGUGGCUCAGUAAGGAAUUGCUACAGUCUAUCCGGUAAAUUAUAUGCAUUGUGGCAUGGGUGGAUGGCAGUUUUAAAAAUGUUAUUGACAUACUAAUAUGUAUAUUAAUGCAUAGAGUGCCAGUUUCCCACGUCCUAGGCAAAAUCCAUGUUGCAAGAAAGUGACUGCAGGCUUCUGAGGGAUCAGAUCGUUUGAACAUGCAGGUUUAAUUAACAUGAAGAGAAAAAUUCACAUUUAGAAUACAUAAAAAUAAUUUCAAGGGUCUGGCUGAAAUGUACAAAAGCUAGAUAAUUUAGAACUCAGGAUGAAAUCACAUCCUCAACUUGCUCUGUAACUGUACAAAUAGGUUUUGCUUUGAUAUGGCUAUCAGGAACCUCAUGCACUAAGCACUCUUCCAUGUACAAUAUGAGCUGCUAUGCCUACAUACAGUAUGGUCAGUUAAAGGGAGCAGGAUUCCAUCCUUUAAAAAAGGUUUUAAAAAAGAAAGAAUUUUUCAGUAAAUUAAACCAAGUGACAAAUCAAAACCAGCAGUUCAUCUCUGGUGCCCCAGCAUGCUUAAAAGUCUACUUCUGAGGUGUAUGUAACUGAAAUUGCAUAUUCUGAGUUCCUGUCAGGGGACUUUGUUUACUUUGGAAGACUAAGCAUUUAACUGGCUUUAUAAAUCCAAUCCUACAUAUGUGGAACUAAGAAAAGUAUAUCUAGAUGUGUUAUAAGAUUGGUACUCAGUCAGGGUUCACUCUGCAUUUCUCCGGUUUUUGUUAGUUUCCAUUAGACCCUUACUAUUAUUUUAAUGUAUUAUUUGUGUGUAAAUGAAUUAGCUUUAAAAAAAGUGUUUCCAAAGCACCUAGUUACCUCUGAAUGCUAGUAUAGUAUAUACAGUAAGUGUUCUAGAUAAACUAGCUUAAAGGAGGGCAGGUGAAGAAUAAGCAACACAACUAUAUUGUGCUGUUGGGUGGGGUUUUUGUCUGUCCCCACUUUCCCCUCCAUAAGAGGCUUCCAUUGUUUUUUCAUCCUCGGGAAUGAAGUUGUUCACGGAUUUCCUGUUUGUUCUUGGGGGGGGGGGGGCACGAGCGAUGGGGAGGGGAGGUUUUUUGAUUAUUUUGAAAUGUUUUUAGUUUAAGCAAUAUUAUUACACAGUUUCCUAGAAGCGUUUAGCCUAUACUUCUUUCAUAAAAUGUACUAUUUAUCAAACUUUCUGUAAUCAGAAAGAUAACGUGCCUUAUCUUCUCAUCUCUUCAUUGAGAAUAAUCUAAAGCACAGUGAUCUAGAUUUCAGCAUACACAAGAGCCUACUUUUUAUUUCAGAAGAAAAGACCAAUCAAGGUGCAUUUCAGUAGCCCAGGGCCACUAAUCCCUUUGAUAAAGAGCACUUAAUACUACUGUGCAUUUAAAACUUUGUGCAAUAGAAGUUCUAGUUUUAUAUUUAGGAGCUAACACACUGUACACCCAAUGUAGGCAAAUGUAAGCUUUAGUCUAGGAGGAUUCAGGUGACUGAAGAGUAUAUUCACACUGGUUAUAUUUGCAUGAUGACAUUUUGGAAUAAAUAGUCCACCAUUGUACAACAAUCUCUCUUACAUUCAUAACAACAAUCUCUGAAAAAACAUACUAAUGGGUCUCUCAGUGAGCAUUUAAAAAACUUGAUUGGUCAAGCACCCAUGUGAUCUCCAGCUGUGGCUAACUUUCACCAUGUUCUUACAUAACUUUAAAAUAAGCACUUAUGUGUUCAUUUCAACUUCCUGAGCCAUUUCCUCUUCAAAUGGUGAUACAUCAUAAGGUCAUUCCAGUCUAACUGGGACUUGUGAAGAAUAGGGUUUUUUUUUCCUCUACAUCACACUCCUACCUCCUCAGUUUGUACUAGCACUUGUUUAUUUCUAAAACUCACUCUUUACACAGCAACAUAUGUCUAAUUAUAUAAAGUUCAUUAUUAGAACAAAACAAAAUUCUGGUCUUUCCUAUUUAUAGUGAGAUUACUUUAAAAUGCCUUUCAGAGAUUUUUAUAUAAACACAACAGAAAUAUACAUAUCACUUCUUAUUGCUUAAACAGACAUAGAUGGUCCAAACUCAUUCUAUUCCGUUCUGUUUAGAAGAAUUGGCCUGCUCUGGGAAUUGGAUGGGUUGGCAUGUAUUUGACUGAUUAAUACCCAUAUCAAUAUGUUGUGUUUUCUGGAGCAAUCCACUUAAAGGACUCUGUGUAAAUGUCUACUAAAUAUUUGUAUUUAAAUAUUAAAAACUAUUUAGUAUUGAGAUUUAAAAGACUCAGUAGUGAGGGAAGAGACUCCAAUAUAAAGAGAGACAAAAAAUACCCUAAGCCUCCUAGAGCCUCUGUUAAGAUUUCAUGAAGAUGCAAUAUCCCUUUGUCAAGGUACAUUGCAAUCUGCUCAAGAGUAUUACUUUAAAACAAGAGAGACUGGUUUCCUAUGAUGUUCGUCUUUGUUGGCAUAUGUUUUAAUUUCUGCAUCCAUAACUAUUUUUUCUUACAUAUAAAGUUGGUUAAAACAAUCUUGUGCAUUAACAACUCUUCCUGGUUUGAAAUAUGAAAAUACUAGUUGUAAAUUUGUAUCUCUGCUGGAGUUGUUUGGUUUCCUUGCAACAUAGAAACACAUUAAGACAAGCAUUCUGUGGGUAGGUAACAGUUUGAGAGAGAGGUGCUUAAGCAACAAGAGAAAUGUUGCUUUAGAAAGAGCCCUGUUUGUAUGAGGGAGGGAUGUGUCUGCUUGGGGGACGAGAUCAAGGGCCAUCAGUAAGCGCUGAACCAGCACAAAGAGCCUUACAGAAGGCAAAGAUGUAAGGAGCUGCGAUUGUUGCAUGGCGCAUCACCUCCUUUGUGGAUUGGAAGCAAACUUGCACUUUGCCUUUUUUUUUUUUUUUUUUUUAAGGACAUCCCACUAAGAACAUCAGAUUAAUUUUUCAGAAAUAACAUUUUCCCAAUGCCGUGACUUUCUCCUUCUGGUGUAGUUAGACGGGGGAGAGGCCCUACAUUAAAACUAUUAGGUAAUUUCUGCGAAAGGUUUUCAUUUCUAUCUAUCAGAAUAGUCUAUGCAUUUCUGUGUUGAAAGCCGUUUCUUGCUGUUCCUUUUAAGAAAACAGGCAGUGUCUGUCCCACUCUCUGUAAAUGCUCCAAGAAUGUCAAGUGUGUGAAUUUGGAUGUUAAAUCCAAAGUAAAUUAAGACUAACUUGUUUGGGAGUGGGAGUGCUUUUGUUUUUUAAAAUUGUUUCCCUCAUGUCCCUUUUCAUUUUUAUUAAGAAAUUAACUCUUUGCAUUUGUGCAAUAACUACUUGCCAUGAUAAUGGGCAGCCUUUUGAAAUGAAUGCCCUGACUACUAACACAGCACAAGAUGAACUCAGACAGAUAAAGUGGUGUACUUUUUCCUGAGAACUUUUUUGUUUUUAAAUAAGCUCAGUUUUACCCCCAUGUAUUGUGGUGUCUUACAUUUUUAGCAGUAUUUUAUAUUUUUUUCUGUAACGCACUAAGUCUUAGACAUUUUUAGAGCUUGUUUGUUAUGUUCACAAUCACAGAUUUAAAAAAAAAUCCUCACAAAGAACCAAUUGACCAAAAAAAGUGUCUUUUUUUUUUUUUUUGUACAAGUAGCUUUGAGAAGCCCACGUUGUGUUGCUGUGACUCAUCUUUUGUAACAUUUUAUUUCUUGGUAUUUGUUUAAACAUAAAAGUAAAAGUUUAUAUGGCUGGCAGUAGCGGGGAAGUGCUCCCUCCGUCAGCGGAAUGGCAUUGUUUCUUCUGUCUUUGGUUGGUUAGCCAUAUAAUGUUUGUUCUCAGCACUGUACAACGGUCCCUAUAUGAUAUGGAGAAGCAAUAUCACUGUAUGAAACUCACAAGAUGUAUUAUUAUUAUUAUUCACUAGCACCCUAGGUGUGAUAAUUGAAGUAAAUAUCUUUUAUACAAACACAA
Chelonoidis abingdonii (Abingdon island giant tortoise) is the source of this 15145-nucleotide messenger RNA. The record is from RefSeq and is a predicted model, not a curated record. NCBI's taxonomy places the organism in Eukaryota, Metazoa, Chordata, Testudines, Testudinidae.